UUAUAGGAGGGGUCACAUUUACACAAUCCAACACUCGACUUCUUAAAUUCGUGUGUACUGUUGCUUGGACGGACAGGCAGCAUCCAAUUUUUUACUCUACAGGUUUCCUGCACGCGGGACUUGACAUUUUAACCAGAGUUUGAAUUUCAUCAGUCCUCUCGGAAAAAGCGAGGCCUGAAAAGUCUUCCAAACUUCCGACACAUUGAUCUAAUUAAAAGUCAUCAUGGCUGUAGAAGGAGGAGCGAAAUGUAUCAAAUACCUGCUCUUUUUCUUUAAUUUCAUCUUCUGGCUGUGUGGCCUGGCCUUAAUAAUUAUUGGGGUAUUGGCUAAAUUGUCUAUCGACACCUCAGCCAUCAUCAAAGGAUACUUGGGGUCUCCUAUAUUGCUGAUAGUGGUGGGAUCCAUCAUCUUCUUCAUUGCAUUCUUUGGCUGCUGUGGUGCCUGGAAGGAGAAUCAGUACAUGAUGACCAUGUUCACUGUUCUUCUGUCCCUCAUCAUCAUCAUUGAAAUCGGAGCCGCCAUCGCUGGAUAUGUCUUAUGGGGGAAGCUGAAUGGUCUACUGCAUGAACGCUUUGACAUCCUGAUCGCAGGAUACAAUGAAACAGAAAAUCGUCAAAUCAUUGAUGAGAUACAGCAAGAGCAAAAGUGCUGUGGACAAAACUCGUCUCUUGAUUGGCUGAACUCAAAAUUUUUGGCUCACGAUUCAGUCCCAGACUCCUGUUGUAAAAACAUCACUAAGGAUUGUGGUGAAGGAGCUAUCCGAGACACCAGAAAAAUCUACAUGGAUGGAUGUCAGCCCAUUAUGGAUAAGUUUCUAAAGCAAAUCAUCCUGUAUAUCUCUGUGCCAGCUCUGGUCAUUGGACUUGUGCAGAUCACAGGCAUUGUGUUGUCCUGCAUUCUGAUGCGAGCCAUCCGCAGUGGGUAUGAGGUCAUGUGAUCGCAUCUAGUUACAGAAUCUGACAAAACUCAUUAAGCAUAUCACUAAUGCGUUGACCAAACAGCCCAGUGCUCCAGAAAACUGUUUCUUAUUUGAUAGGUCAGGAACAAGGAGCAAUAUUCUUUGUGUUGUUUUGAGAUCUCAAAAAUAAAUAAUACAUUUAAUUAAAAUGAGUAUAUGCUGCAUUAUAGAACUUAUAUUAGGGGAUUAUAUUAGGGAAUACACUAUAUCUCCAGAAUUUUUAAAGGCUGUAAACCUUCUGAUUUAAAACAUAUUUUAAACAAAGGCACAAAACGCCUCAAAACGCAAUUCACAAAUGACUGUGCAUGAACAACUAUUGUUAGCAGAAUAAAUAUUCAGAAUGAAAAUG
Molecule: messenger RNA, 1307 nt
Organism: Carassius gibelio (silver crucian carp)
Lineage: Eukaryota; Metazoa; Chordata; Actinopteri; Cypriniformes; Cyprinidae
Product: CD63 antigen
Exons: 9
Coding region: 224-937 (237 amino acids)
Cellular component (GO): membrane
Source: RefSeq, a predicted model, not a curated record